This is a messenger RNA of Histoplasma mississippiense, 1527 nucleotides long. RefSeq names its product inosine-5'-monophosphate dehydrogenase. The record is from RefSeq and is a predicted model, not a curated record. The transcript has 5 exons. Gene Ontology annotation, biological process: GTP biosynthetic process. Gene Ontology annotation, cellular component: cytoplasm. Bases 1 to 1527 code for a protein of 508 amino acids. NCBI's taxonomy places the organism in Eukaryota, Fungi, Ascomycota, Eurotiomycetes, Onygenales, Ajellomycetaceae. Gene Ontology annotation, molecular function: IMP dehydrogenase activity.
AUGCCAAUUUCCAAUGGAGACGCAUCGGGGAGCGCUUAUGAGCGUUUCUCGGGCAACUCAGCGUUCCUGGACCACACAAAGGCGCUGGAAGUCCUGAAAAACGAUUAUGCUGGUGAUGGCCUGGAUAUCAAUCAACUGAUAGAUUCCGAGAAGCGGGGAGCACUGACCUAUAAUGAUUUCCUGAUCCUUCCAGGAUACAUUGGAUUCCCCGCAUCCGACGUUUCUCUCGAAACUCCUGUCACAAGACGGAUCACCUUGAAAGCCCCCCUGCUUUCUUCGCCGAUGGACACGGUCACUGAACACUCGAUGGCUAUCCAUAUGGCUCUUCUUGGUGGCCUUGGUGUGAUCCACCACAACUGCUCUGCAGAGGACCAAGCAAAUAUGGUAAGAAAGGUCAAGCGGUAUGAAAACGGGUUCAUAUUAGAGCCUGUUGUUCUGUCCCCGACGACAACGGUGGCAGAGGCCAAGGCUCUGAAGGAGAAAUGGGGAUUUGGUGGAUUCCCAGUCACAGAAAAUGGAACUCUCCCUUCGAAACUGAUUGGAAUGAUCACCAGCAGAGACAUCCAGUUCCAUCCUACUGGUGAAGACCCUGUCCCAGCUGUCAUGACUACUGACCUCCUUACGGCCCCCUCGGGGACCACACUCGCCGAAGCAAAUGAGGUCCGAUCUCAUGAAGAACCUUCACUACCCUACUUGGCUUCCAAGCUUCCGCACUCCAAGCAACUUAUCUGCGCCGCCGCCAUAUGCACCCGUCCCGAGGACAAAGAAAGGCUCCCGAAAUUGAUAGAGGCUGGUCUCGACAUUGUCAUCUUGGAUAGCAGCCAGGGCAACAGCAUCUAUCAGAUAGAGAUGAUCAAAUAUAGAACCAAGCAGCUGCCCUUAUUGCCGCAGGUGCGGAUGGUCUCCGUAUUGGUAUGGGCAGCGGAAGUGCUUGCAUCACACAAGAAGUUAUGGCCGUCGGGAGACCCCAGGCUGCAGCUGUGCGCAGUGUAUCCCAAUUUGCUGCACGCUUCGGAGUCCCCUGUAUUGCGGAUGGCGGUAUUCAGAAUAUUGGCCCAUAUUGUCAAAGGCCUAGCGAUGGGCGCUACCACCGUUAUGAUGGGUGGGCUCUUGGCUGGUACUACUGAAUCCCCUGGCUCCUACUUCGUCAGCAGAGAAGGCCAGCUCGUUAAGGCUUAUCGGGGAAUGGGAAGCAUCGACGCGAUGGAGGAUAAAAAGGCUGGAGGUGGCAAAGGGGGCCAAGCAAACAAUGCUGGUACUGCACGAUACUUCUCGGAAUCGGACAGACUCCUCGUAGCCCAGGGUGUUUCGGGCUCAGUUUUGGAUCGCGGAUCUGUGACAAAGUUCGUGCCGUACCUCAUGGCCGGUAUCCAGCACUCCCUUCAGGAUAUCGGGGUCAAAAGCCUGAAGGAGCUUCACGAUGGUGUCGCCGCUGGCACCGUUAGGUUUGAGGUGCGCAGCGUCAGUGCUCAGGCUGAGGGUGGCGUCCAUGGCUUGCACAGCUUCGACAAGAAGUUGUAUUCUUAG